This is a messenger RNA of Prunus armeniaca (apricot), 396 nucleotides long. The record is from the annotation of a GenBank genome assembly. NCBI's taxonomy places the organism in Eukaryota, Viridiplantae, Streptophyta, Magnoliopsida, Rosales, Rosaceae.
AUGCAACAUCAUGUAGACACCACUGGAACACAACAACAGCUACACAACCCCACGACCUCCGCCACUUUGCAGCCGCAAUACCUCGUUGUCGGAGCUACCCUUCAUGGCAACGCAAAGACAACCGGUGCUGCCAUCCACGAUAGCAUCGCCACUCACGACUACCUCAAUGCCAUAUGGGGCCAUGCCCCAAUCUUAGAGCAAGUCCAUCCAUUCCCUCAUUUGCCAUCACACUUGACGUAUGCACCCGUGGGCUUGCCAGCCGAGCACGAGCUAUACCAUGAGCUGACUAUCGCUUUGAGCCAAACCCUGGCAGAAGUCUUCACGAUGGCAGAGUGCUACGCACUCUGGGAUGACAACCAUAUCACCAUGAAGAAAGUAAGCAAGCAAGCCGAAUAA